AUGGAUUAUCAAUUAAAUUUAAAAAAGACUCCGUCACCCGUAUCAUUAGCAGCCGACCGUUCUCUCCAUGGAAGAAAACUUCAAUAUCAAGAAAGAAUUGGUGAACAUGCAAUAUUACCGUCUUCAACAACAUUAUUACCUACAUAUUUAACAGCUGAUCCAUGGAAACCAAUGACAAUUACUGAUACCUUGAAAGUUGAUGAUGGUCAUAAAAGACAGGAUAUGGAAUUAAAAAAUAUUGGUAAAAUGGGUAUUAUGAAACGAAAACAAUUUCUACAAAAACGAGAUUUUAGUCGAUCACAUGAGAAAAACAUUUUAAUUACGAUUUUAGUGGCCCCUUUUCUUAUUGAUAUUGUAUAA
Messenger RNA from Adineta steineri, 360 nucleotides. Lineage: Eukaryota; Metazoa; Rotifera; Eurotatoria; Adinetida; Adinetidae. The record is from the annotation of a GenBank genome assembly.